AUGUCCCGCAAGAAGAGCCCCCGGAGCAAGGGCGGCGGCGGCGGCGGCGGCACCUCGGCGCCCUCGUCCGCCCUGCCCGCCGCCCAGCAGCGCGCCGAUGCCGGCGCCCAGGGCGGCAGCCGGGGCGCGGCCAGGGCCAAGGGGGCAGCAGCCGGGGCGGCGCCCUCCGCCUCCUCCGCCGCCAACGGGGUGGCGCUGCCCAGCCGACCCUCCCUCAGCAACAGCGGGGAGUUCUACGACGUCGCCUUCAAGGUGAUGCUGGUUGGUGACUCCGGGGUUGGCAAGACCUGCUUGCUGGUGCGGUUCAAGGAUGGCGCUUUCCUGGCUGGCAGCUUCAUCUCCACGGUGGGGAUCGAUUUCAGGAAUAAAGUCUUGAAUGUGGAUGGUGUGAAAGUAAAGUUGCAGAUCUGGGAUACGGCUGGCCAGGAGAGAUUCCGCAGUGUCACACACGCGUACUACCGGGAUGCCCAUGCUUUGCUGCUGCUUUAUGAUGUCACAAACAGAGCAUCCUUUGACAAUAUCCAGGCUUGGCUGACAGAAAUCCAUGAAUAUGCCAAGCAAGACGUGGUCCUUAUGUUGCUUGGAAACAAGGUGGACUCGACUCAGGAGCGAGUGGUCAAACGAGAAGAUGGCGAGAAAUUAGCCAAGGAAUAUGGAGUGCCCUUUAUGGAGACCAGUGCCAAGAGUGGAUUGAAUGUUGACUUAGCAUUCACGGCCAUUGCCAAGGAACUGAAGCACAGAUCUAUGAAACUGCCCAAUGAGCCCCGGUUUAAACUCCACGACUACGUCAAGAAGGAGGUGAAAGGCGCAGGCUGCUGCAGCUCAUAAACAUACCUGGCUCCUGUGUUGCCUCCCAGGUUGCCCCCUUGUGACCAGCGUCCCACGUACCCUGCUGAAUCAGUGUGUGCCCCUCUCCCGCUUCCUCCCUGCAGAAACUAUGUGCUUUGUGUCUUGUCUGUUUGUCCAGGUGAAAUGGGACAUGCAAAAGCUUGGAAGAAGCAGACGGGGCUUGGUGGCUUCUUUCCAGGUAGCCAAGUAUGGCAAAGUUGCUUUUAACAAUCACUUGGGGUAGGAGUAGGUUAGUUAUGAAACUGGGCCACUGGUUGCGGUAGGAGACCGUUGUGCGCUGGCGAAUAGCAAUCGGGGGAAUUCGCAUGGGCAUUUGUGCAACUACCACUUAUUCCAGUGGCGCUCACGUAAGAUCAUACUCCUUGCCCCUUCUGCAUUGCUGUGGGUUGGUUUGUUGGCAACCAUUAUUGUCCUGGACUGGCGCCUCAGAGUAUUGCCAUUGCUUUAAGUACCGACCUGGUACUUCUGUACUUUUAGACUUGAAAAGGUCCAGAAGGUUUCACAAGGUGUUGGGAGGCGUGUGCCAGGCUGACAGGUGCUCUACAAACACCGCUCCCAAUCAUCCAAGCAACGGAGGGGGAAAUUGCUAUUCUCUGCUGUGUUUUGCUAGCCCUACUCCGUCUGGGAUAGAAAAAAAUUAUCCCAUCGACUUUACUCUUGGUUCUCUUACUACAGGGAACCCUACUGGUUAAUCCUUGAGCACAAAUGCUUUGGGUGUGUUUUGUGUUUUUGUAGAGAAGUGUAAUACAAAGAAAGUUGAUUUUGUAGGUUUGAAAUAACUGUAUUUUUAAUGCAAUUUGUCUCCUACCCCUUUACUGUAUAACUAUAUCCUUGGUGUGUCUUCUGUGGCUGUUCUUAGUUAUGGAAGGAGGGUCUCUCAAACAGCUGAGGCCUUGCAUAGAAAUUCUAGCAGGUUCGAUUGGGUAACUCUGCUGCCUGUCCAUAUGCAAGCAAGCAGAAUAUGGUAACAGUGGAUAAGACCACAGAG
Messenger RNA from Elgaria multicarinata webbii, 1837 nucleotides. RefSeq names its product RAB26, member RAS oncogene family (gene RAB26). Gene Ontology annotation, biological process: regulation of exocytosis. Gene Ontology annotation, molecular function: GTPase activity; GTP binding. The coding region runs from base 1 to 828 and encodes 275 amino acids. The record is from RefSeq and is a predicted model, not a curated record. The transcript is spliced from 9 exons. NCBI's taxonomy places the organism in Eukaryota, Metazoa, Chordata, Lepidosauria, Squamata, Anguidae.